AAGGAAAAAGGCGGGUAAAUGAAACCGUCGAAAGAAAAAAGAAAUGAAAAGAGCAAAUCAAAUUGCACCCAUCGCCAGUCAGUAGCCUGGACCAGAGCUGCAAGCCAAAGAAGACAUACGAGCCUCGAAAAUUAAAGUUUAAACUUUACAACCGCUGCCAAGUUGGUUAUUCGUACGCCAGACCGCCGAAAGUGUGCAUCGCAUCGUGAUAGCUUGUGCCCUGCUGGACAAAUCGUAAACUUGUCUCGCAAGUGCAAAAAACAUCCCUCCAGGACAAAUCAGUACCAAAUGCAAAAGUUCCAGUCAAGUGCUAAACUUCACAGUUAAAGAACAAAAUAUAAUGUCCCUCCAAAGCAGCAAGUGAACCACCCACACAAAAAGUGCCGAACAAAUUAACAGGUUGUGAAACCUGGGUUUCCCAUCCGGAAAAGUCGUUAGGCAAAGAAAUGUAGUGAAAAUUAAAGAAGAAACCAUCCGGAACAACAUCCAACGGAACCGUAAAAAGGAAAUGUUCUUAACGUUCACAAACAUAACUGGGGGAGAGCAAAACUCUUAAUCAGAAAGUAAUUUUCACCCCACACAAGGGAUACCCCUUUAAACAAUCCUCGGUAGCUUUAUCCUCUCGUGGAACAAAACAAGCUAGAAGUGAAAAUUAAAUUUCCGAAGAAAAGUGUCUGACAAGUGAAAAAAAAAAUCAAAAGCAGUGAAAGGAAGCCCAAUUUGGAGUAUUUUGGAUAAGUCCGCGAAGGAGGAGAACAUCCGGCAAGAACACUCAGAGUAGAAAGUUUUCGGUUGAAGUUGUGCCAGACGAAUCGUAAGCAGCAGACAUCCCGGAACCAGAACGGGAAAACAACAUCACACACAAUUCGACGAAAGAUGCUGCCACUUUUGUUCUUCGUUUUGCUAGCAGCUCCGACGGUGCUGCGGGCCGAGAAAAGUACAGCCGAACACUCGACGCAGUCCGUCACAGCCAGUGCCAAGGUUGACCUGACCGAAACAAGUAGACAAGGCAAAGCCAUUUUGUACAACAUGACGAUGGGCGCACGAAAGCCGAAACGAUCCAAUGGAGAGGUUCCUCUGUUGAUCAUUCGACCAAUCGAGAAAAAGAAGAAAAAGCCAUAUAAGGAUCACAUGGUCAAGAUUAUGACUGGAGGAGUGGCGUCCUAUGGGGGCUAUCCAGAGAUUCAUUCCAGUGAUCACGAAGUUUUCUCUCUAGAGCACAUGCUACCCAUACUUGGGCUAGAGGGAAUGGUUUUCAAUGGUGGUCACAAACAUUCCCAAUUUAUGCCUUCACCGCAAUACAAACCAUCAGAGUACCAUUUUCUACCACACAAACUUAAGGAAGAAAUCCCAGUUCUAUCCAGCUUCAAACCAGCCGACAUAGUAUCCGCUCAGUCUCUUCCGUCUCCACCCUCACCGAAUUUUGUACCUGCUGUCAAUACAGAAGAACAGCUGCUGAAAUUGGGUCAUCAAGCUCUAGGAAAACUAGAAACUCCUGGAUCCCCUGCUCAGUCACAAUUCCAGCCUGUGCUUCCAGAGAAGCCAAUUUUCAUUAAGCCCGACCAAUAUCCGAGCAAAUACAGUUUCCAACACGGUCAAACAUUUAAAUCUGUCCCGAUUGGCAGUGUUCAUCCAGGCUUUGGACCAGCAAGUCACGCUGGAAUGCAUAACGAGGUGGUUAUGUAUCACAAACCGCAGUUUUAUUCUUCAAAACCAUCACCUUCAUACAAAUGGCAAGAGCAUUCAAAGAAACCACAAAUGGUUAGUCCUUUGUCGAUUUCUACCAAUUUCUAUCAUCCAAAGACUCUGCCAAGUAACACAGAAGAGAGUCACCAACAGCAACAACCCUUGACUUUCUAUCAGCACCAGCAACAACCAACGACGCCACCAAUUCAAACACACGUCAGUUAUUUUAUUCCCAAGGAAAUCGAAGCUUUACCUCAACCACAACCAGUCGUCCAACAACAUUCUGCUCCUCAACAAAUGCAUCAGCCAUCGCUUUCUGUUAACACGGUCCAAAAUGGAGAACACGUUGAUUUCGUUGUGCCCAAGCAACCAUCACACGAGGAACCGCCAAAGACUUACUAUAAAACCAAAACCCAUAAACAACACCAUACCAAUCAGCAACCAACCUACUACAUCCAUAAGCAAUUUGAGUAUCCCGAAAAAGAAAACGGAAAAGAAAACAAUGUCGUUUCCGAGUACCAUGACUCAUCUAAUCCCAUCAUAGUUGAACAGACCCAAAAACCACAAGAAGCUCCCUACUCUGCGCCUCAAUAUCUCCCUCUACAAUCGAGCCAACAACAGCACCAGCAACCCUCGGCAGCGCUAACGUUACACCAGACCCAUCCACAGCCCCAACAGUUCCAUCAAACGACCCAGCAAAGUUCGGCACAUCAGAACCACUGGAAGUUUGGUCGAAGAAACCACCACCGGGAGCAUGUGAAACCCGUCGUCGAAGCAACUAGCGAACAGGAACAGGACAGUACCCACGCAGCUUCAAUACAGUCGAUAAAAACGCUGAAACCAGCGGAGAAAUCAACGACAGAAGUCAAGGUAGAGAUCGAGCACGUUGCGCAGUCAAGGGCAGAUACUAAACAGCAACAGCCGCAGCUACACUAUCAACAGAAGCAACAACAGGAAAAAGGUGAAACUACGACCAUCCGGGCAACGACGACACGGGCCGGAAGGCAGGGUUGAUUUGUGCAACUCCUCGUGCAACCUGCGAUGCGACACGAGGAAGGUACAUGCACUCGAAAAUGACGCCACUUAUGCCCCCGAAUGAACCGAACGAUGGAAUGGACCGACGAUGGAAACAAACUAGACGAUGGCGAAAUCACCAAAACUAAGCUCCAAGACGAAGCGCUAAGAAAAUGUGAGGGGAAGAUGGCUUCGGUAGUGGAACACCCGAAUAUAACAACCAACGAUAUUUAGACGUAAACGACGUCAUACAUUAAAGCACAAACGAUCCGGAAACUUCGGAGUUUUUAGUUAAUGUUUUGUUAUUUAUGUGUUACCUAUUAUGUAGUUGUGUUGUUAUUGUAGUUGUUGUUGGUGAAUUUUCAUUAUUGGGGGCUUUCAAGCAAACGGUUUUGUUUGAAAUGAAUAAGGUUCAGUAAUUUAUUCGAAUUGUUAAGUUUAAUUUGGGUUAUUUAAUUCGAAUGAUUUAUGAAAGAGUGAAAAUUGAUAUUGCGUGUGAGAAGAAUGAGAGUACCGUAUUUAUGAGUUAUAAGGUUAUUGAAGAUAUUUCAUCAAAUCGAGGUUGGUGGAAAAGUUUCACGAGGAAAUCAUUUAAGCCUAUACUGAAUACAGGCUGAUCUUUUCCAUUUCUUUCAAAUCCUCUUCUAGCUAGAGUAGUAAUUUAUUUACUUGCUCACGAUCGAUUAUUUCAAUCAAUCAAAAGAGCACUCCAUUUGAUUUAAGAUUGUAAGCACCUACGGAGAUGAAAAUAAAACAAUAAAA
Aedes aegypti (yellow fever mosquito) is the source of this 3462-nucleotide messenger RNA. Its product is annotated as sex-determining region Y protein. Bases 877 to 2700 code for a protein of 607 amino acids. The record is from RefSeq and is a predicted model, not a curated record. The transcript is spliced from 4 exons. Lineage: Eukaryota; Metazoa; Arthropoda; Insecta; Diptera; Culicidae.